AUGCCCAGCAACUCACCAUCACUUGCUUUAUCGAUUUUGCAACUGCCUUCGAUUCGCUUGAUAGUGCUCUGGAAAAUGAUGGAAUGUCCCAGAGAAGAUCAUUCGGUUCAUGAAGGCACUUUAUCAGCACAUUCUGGCACACGCAAUAUUUUGAGUUGGGUUGAUGAUUCGGAACCAAGAUUAAUUAUUGAGCAUGUAAACGCACCACUAGCAGUCAUUGAAGAAUUGUUAGAUGCCAAUACCAAUGAUUGA
Dracunculus medinensis (Guinea worm) is the source of this 252-nucleotide messenger RNA. Lineage: Eukaryota; Metazoa; Nematoda; Chromadorea; Rhabditida; Dracunculidae. The record is from the annotation of a GenBank genome assembly.